GUGAGCGUUGCGCCCAAGUAUCUCCUUCACAUGAUGCUCUGUUCAAACUUAUCUACAUUGUCUGAGCCUUCGCCUCGGCGCUGGCUAUGGCGAUCUCUCAACGACCCUGAUCCCUUACCCUCGUACCCUGUAUACGACUUUAUACUGACUCUCCCUCAGAUCCUUCUUUCUCUUCAACUCCGUCAUCUUACAUAGUACUUUGCUUUUGCCCUUGUCCCAAUGAAUUUCUACUUCUCUGCCGCAAAGACCCUGGACCGUCUUGACUCCAAGCAAGGCUCCAUCAAGGGCGUUCUCGCCACCCUCCCCGAAAAAGACCGUAAGCGGACCGCCGCACUGGUCAUCGAGACCCUCAAAUACAAGGCCGCGUUAGCGGACGUGAUCAAGGCGUGCGGCCUCCUCGCCGCUGAGAAGAAGAUCACGUCGCUGAAUCUGGCGCUGGUGCUGGUGCAUGAUCUGUUGUUGGCGAAGGGGAUUCAGGCUGGGGAUGGGCCAGUGAAGCAGGCGGUGUUGAGGCAUAAGACGCGGCUGCAGGGGCAGUGGACGAAGAUGAAGAUUAAGAGGGGGGCGAAGAACAAUGAGGAUCUGGCGCAGGUGGGCGAUCAGAGAGCAGCUCUCAUACCGCGCUACGCACGCGUCAACACCAACCUCUGGUCUGUCGAUGAAGCGGUCAAAUCGCUGCAAGCCAGCGGCUCCAAGCUUGCAGAUCCCUUCGCCUCGACCUCCAACUUCACACAAGACGCCCACGUCCCCGAGCUCCUCCUCUUCUCCCCCAAAAAAGCUUUCCACAACGAUGCCGCCUACAAGUCCGGCAAGCUCAUCCUCCAGGACAAGGCCUCCUGCUUCCCGCCCCUUGUCCUCAACCCGCCAGCUUCGAAUAAGGCUACGGUCAUCGACGCGACGGCUGCGCCGGGGAAUAAGACGACGUACCUGAGUGCGCUCAUGGGGAAUAAUGGGAAGCUGUUUGCUUUCGAGCGUGACAAGCGGCGAUUCCAGACGCUCAAGACUAUGGUCACCAAAGCUGCCUGCAAAAACGUACUGCCUGUGAAUGCGGACUUUCUGACUAUCGACCCCAACGACGAGACGUAUAGCGGCGUUACGCACAUUCUCCUCGACCCCUCCUGUAGCGGCUCAGGCAUCGUCAACCGCCUCGACUACCUUCUCGAGACGGAGGAAGAGAACGACUCUCAGGACGAGCGCCUCGCAAAGCUGGCUUCCUUCCAGCUCAUGAUGAUUAAGCAUGCGAUGAAGUUCCCCUCCGUCUGCCGCAUCGUCUACUCCACCUGCAGCAUCCACGCCGCCGAGAACGAGCACGUCGUCCGCGAAGCGCUCGCCUCGGACGAGUGUCGCACAGGAAACUUCACGCUGGCAUCAAGAGACUCGGUCCUUCCGACGUGGCCGCGGAGGGGGAUGAGGGAGGAGAUGGGGGAGUGCAGGGCCGACGCCGAGGGUCUGAUACGUUGCUUGCCUGGCGAGGAUGCGACGAACGGGUUCUUCGUGUCGUGCUUUGUGCGACGGGCGGACGGUGAGAUGGAGGCUGUGAAGGAGUCAGAGGGGAAGAAGGUCGGCGCGCAACCACCCAGCAAGAAGCGGAAAGCGGAUGACGCCGAUCCUUCUUCAUUGGAAGCCGGCACAGUCCCGCAAGCGGACGGCACUACCACCCCAGCUAAGCGCCGCAAGAAGAAGAAAAAGAAGGCGAAGGUCGAGUAACCUCGCUUCAAUGUCCCCUGUACGACAGGGCCUCGGACCUUCACAUCCAAUAUACGCAAACAAAUACAUUGUAUAUCACGACGAGAUGAAUAGCUAGAAGGUCUGUCUAUCGUACAUAGUAUACAUAUAUCGUACAAA
Molecule: messenger RNA, 1845 nt
Organism: Schizophyllum commune H4-8
Lineage: Eukaryota; Fungi; Basidiomycota; Agaricomycetes; Agaricales; Schizophyllaceae
Product: S-adenosyl-L-methionine-dependent methyltransferase
Exons: 8
Coding region: 220-1707 (495 amino acids)
Biological process (GO): rRNA base methylation
Cellular component (GO): nucleolus
Molecular function (GO): methyltransferase activity
Source: RefSeq, a predicted model, not a curated record